CAUGAUCAGUUCCCAGCAGGCUACCUACAGUGUCGCCAAGCAGGAUUGUGAGGCUAAGGGCUUUCGCUUAGCUUUCCUAAACACGGACCUCAAGUACAACAUGACGAGACUUCGCCUCCUGCACUUUUCAGAUUUUAGUCAACGGUCGUACUUCAUUGGGGCGGAGAGAGGUCCUGGUCAAAACACCUGGACAUGGGUGGACGGAUCGGAAGUCAAGAACCUGGACUGGGCUCCAGGUGAACCCAGCAACGCAACAGAAAAUUGCAUUGAUCUUAUUUUCUUUGGUACAUUUCGCAUGAAUGACGAGAAUUGUGCCUAUGGCCUAGGGUACGUGUGUGAUGUACCGAAUCCAUAGCAUCGUAUCACCUUCUGAAAGAUAACGUGGCGACAUCAUAGACUAUCUUGUGGCCGGACAACUCCAUAAUAAACCAAGUCGACCAGAGCUAUUUGACUAUGAUGUAAAGGCAGUUCGACUCAGCCAACACUAAAACUGUCUUAGAGACGAUCACAGAUGACAGAAAUUUCUAGUCUUUUUUGUCAUCUUGGCGUGUUAAAUUUGGUCUUGGAAUUGAUGAAGUGAUAUGUAGUCGUGGUAGAAUCGUCCCAAUCUAUUUAAUUUAUAAUGAAGUUGUCCACCUUUGUUGUGACACUUUAUCUGAAUGCAUGUUUCUGUAUAGAAAACAAUUUCCUAAUCGCAAAGAAACAUUCGAUGUCUGCCCACACAGAUACACACAUACCUGACACACACACACACACACAGAAUGUAUCCUAUCCCCUACAGACUUGUACAAUCUUACAAAGCAACUGACCUGAUGGUGUCUUUGCAGCAGAUUAUGUCCAACUUAUGUCCACUUAUUAAUUUGCCUAUUUUUAAUGUAUACUAUUAUUCCUUUACUGGAAAUGGAGAUGUGAUGGUCUUAAAGGGUUUCUUGAAAAACGUUGUACAUUACAGGUCACAAGGUAAGCCUUUGUGGACACUCACUGUUGUCUCCUUGUUAUCUUGUCGGACACGAUUAAGUCCCUUCGCAUAGCAGGCUGAGGGUGACAAACUCUCCUGUAAUCGUGUCCUUUUGUUUAUAGAUAUGUCCUGACGUGAAUAUCAGCUAUAAAUAGCCAUGUUUAUGUGUUUUUUGACAUUUCUAGAUAUCGAUGAUGAUCGCCAUGUUUGCAUUUUCCUGAAGUGGGUUGUGGCUCUUUUCCUUUCACUCUUCGCAUCAUCGCCAUUGGCAAUUGACUAACUGAAGGUCUCGCGUGUGGAGAAAAGAGAAAUAAUGAAAGCAAGUCUCUAGGAAAACCCAUCUCUAGGAAAACGAUAAACAGAGCCAGUCUACACAUCUGUGUAAAGGAGAAGCCUUAAUCCAGUCCAAGAGGUAGUUUAUCGACAUCUCUUCUUAAAAACAUUCUUCUAGUAAUUCUUGAACUGUGUGACUUUUAAUCUACAGUCAUCUGCUGAAUUUCCUAUCAUCUGCCAAUCUCCUCAUGUUACCGUUGCCUAGACUUCAGAUACCAAUCAAGCUGGUACAGCAAAGCCUUUUGCUGUGUCCGACGACCGAAGUCUUGUACUGAUCUGUCUUAGCAAGUUUUCAGUAACAUGUUAAACAGCUCCAGGCUAUCCUCACCGGUGUAACGGUAAACAAUCAAUUCAUUACAAGAGAUUAUCUUUGAAUAUUUCAUCUCAAAAACAUUGAGUUUCUGAAGAAUUUUUGAAAUAUAUCAUUGACUUUUGAUUACAGGGAUCUUCCCUUGUUUAAUACCAAACUGUUUAGUGUUGGAUGCUAAAUUUCUCACCACCUGUCACUCUCUUCAGUUUUAUUACCUUGUCAAGAGAAACCUGCU
Molecule: messenger RNA, 1836 nt
Organism: Pomacea canaliculata
Lineage: Eukaryota; Metazoa; Mollusca; Gastropoda; Architaenioglossa; Ampullariidae
Product: C-type lectin domain family 6 member A-like
Exons: 2
Coding region: 2-355 (117 amino acids)
Source: RefSeq, a predicted model, not a curated record